Schistosoma haematobium is the source of this 10695-nucleotide messenger RNA. It is a transcript of the gene TAF6, whose product is annotated as Transcription initiation factor TFIID subunit 6. Gene Ontology annotation, cellular component: transcription factor TFIID complex; SLIK (SAGA-like) complex; SAGA complex. The transcript is spliced from 6 exons. The coding region runs from base 9310 to 10047 and encodes 245 amino acids. Gene Ontology annotation, molecular function: RNA polymerase II general transcription initiation factor activity; transcription coactivator activity. The record is from RefSeq and is a predicted model, not a curated record. Gene Ontology annotation, biological process: transcription initiation at RNA polymerase II promoter; RNA polymerase II preinitiation complex assembly. NCBI's taxonomy places the organism in Eukaryota, Metazoa, Platyhelminthes, Trematoda, Strigeidida, Schistosomatidae.
GCGGCUUUUCAAAUUAGUAGAUCCCUAGGUUGGGGUUGCUAUUGUAAUAUUUUGCAUUACGACGAUGCUUCAUAUAUUGGCUUAAUAACUCCUAAAUAACAGUGAUAUGGCCUGAGUGGAGUGAACUAUUAAUGGUGUUAAUUGGUUACUACCUGUUUACCAUUCAUUACUAUUGAUAUAUUCAAAUGGAUUCAUCAGAAAAACGAAGAUUAAAUAAACUGUUAAGAAAGCCUUCAUCAUCAUCGCUUGGAAAAGCUCUAGGUUUGAGACAGAAGUUGUCUCGUAAUUCACAAAAGCAAGCCAAAUGUGCAUCUGUUGUAUCUGAAAAGGUACCCAAACAGGAGAUUAAUGUUGAUGUUGCUACUUUGUGUGCUGAGAUGUGUGGUGUUUCUAACCUAUCACAAUCUGCAGCUAAUCUUCUUCAGAAACACCUAAAUCAAAUAGCUCGACUUUUAAUUCAUGAAGUCCUUCGAGUAAUGGAACAAAGUCGUCGAGGUGUCCCUCAAGCGUCCGAUAUUGAUUUGGCUUCAGUUUUGAUCGGACUUGAAGCAAGUUUUCACAAUAACUAUUUCAUAAUGAAAUUUGUAUGGUAAUUUAUUCUUACGAACCUGUACAAGUGUAAGGUUAACCGAUUUAAAUGUGACUGCUCAUAGUUAUUGUCGAGUAAAUAUUCUGUGCCUCUGUAAUUGUAAUACUAAUUUGGAUAGAUUUUCUACUGUCAUAUAAAUUUUGUAACUGAUGCAUUGGUUCAUGCCCUAGAUUUUUUUUGGGCCGUAUGCUGUGUCUUGUAGAUACUACUUGCAUGUCAAACCGCAUUAAGUAAUGAGUAUUCCAAACAAACACGCUCAUUUUCUUUGAAUACAUGGUUUUUAACUUCACACUUGUGGUAUGACUGAUUUGAAGACUAAAGAGAAUAUUAUGAUGUUAUUUGAAAAGGACUGAACUAUAUUACCCACGACUUUCAGAAAGCAUAGUUUUUCUCUUCUCUAGAGUUAUCACUCAAAUCAUUUAGAUUGAAAACCAAAUCCCACGAAAAGUACAUCACACUGCUGUAGUUCUGAGUGUGCAAUAUUUUUAUAAUCCUGUUAUUCCAGUCUAGUAGUGGUAAAUCAGAUGACUGAAAUUGUCAGCCACAUUGUAUUUUCUCCAUGCUGAUAUAGUCUCGAUCCACCAACUUCAGACUUAUUUUCUUUUAACAAAACGUAAAGAUUAUAGUAACAUCUGGUAGUAAACUCAGUAUUUACUUGGACAUAAAAACUGGUGCUAAACGUAUCAGUAUUCUGUUUAUUAUUAUUAUUAUUAUUAUUAUUAUUAUUAUUAUGAGCUAUAGUUAUUAGAGAGGAAACGUAUUUAUUUUCACUGUUUUCAAAAUAUCAGUAACCAGUGCCUAAGUUAGUUAUUUUAAAUUAGGACUAAUUGUUGAUUGACAUAACCAAACGAAUGUACGCAGACUUUUUUACCCUGUCUUUGUACACAUCUACUUGCUUCAAGUUUAUUUUCAAAAAGUCCAUCAAAGGAUCAAAUAAAUCAAUACAUUUCCGUGACUGGAAUCCCUCAAGUUUGGAAGUCUUUUUUGAAAUACAGGUUGCCACCAAUUUGUGGUGUUGUGGCUGGUUCUACGUCAGGCCCAUAUAAUUUAUCCUAGCUUCUGGACAAACCAACUUAUCCAUUCUCCUCAAUCUACAUUUUGACCUUGUUAAUUAUUCGCUUGUCAACCUUGACUUUUUAUAUGAGAGUGUGUGUGUGUAUUUCCUCUUACUCACCACGUCUGUAACUUAUUUUUAUCUGAAUAUAAAUAUUGAUUCACCCUUAAGUAAGUGGAAUUGGCUCACAUGCUUUUCCUACCGCGCGUCAUUUCGCUCUGCUCUCUUCCCUUCGCUUCCUUCGACUAGUUUCUCUAAUUGUCUGUCUAGAUCAAUGAGUGUACAGAAUAUACGUAUUCAAAAACCUAUUCUCGUAUUUAUCUUAAUUCCGUUAUUCACGAACGCGAUUCAAGUCGAUCAUUAUAUACGAGUAUUAGCGACAUGUAUAUUCCAAUAACAGUCAUUCACACGAUACAAUUAAUGUCAGGUCUCCGGCCACAAAAGUUGUUCUUCAGAUGGUUGAAAGUUUUGUUUAUAUUUAUUCAGUGAUGGCAUCAUGGAAUGUUAAAUUUCAUCCAGUAUACAAUACGUUCACUUUUAUUUAUUCUUUAGAUAUCAUUUAUUGUCAUCUAGAAUCAUGAAACAUAAAAUCAUGGACUCUUAUUAAUAUAAGCCUACAUCCUUGUUAUUUAUUGUUUAUUUUAUUUGAACACAUAAAUAUUGGUACAAGAGGGUACCAAAUAUAUAUGUGCCACACAAAACAAUGAAAAUUCGAAGAGAAAAAAACAAUAACGAAGAGAUUGAUGUAAGGUGGUGUAAUGAUAAUAAUAAUAAUGGUAAAAAUGGGGGAACGGAAAGGUACAAUCAGAAGAAAUCUUCCAGUUAAAGAAGACACAACCACUUUUUAUGAAGAAAGUAAAAGAAGGUUACAGCAAGAUCGCCAUUGGCUUCUAUUCUGAGCCAUAUCUGAUAACGUCUCUAGCCACUGUAUUGUACCAUCUCUAGGACCCCAGCCAGGGAGUCGUGAAGGACCAACACAGGCUAGCCCUUUGCAGCUUUCUUUCAUGCUACGACACCAUGUCAUAUACUGACCACCUCUCCGCUUUUUCCAACCAGUCCCAGAGACGGCAAACAAUGCACGACGUGGAAUUCUCAGGGACGACAUUCGUAGAACAUGUCCAAGCCACUGAAGUCGUUGUUUCAAAAUGGUCCUUAACUCGGAGACGCCAGGUUUCACAAGCAUAGAGCAAAACUGCUCUCACCGACGCGUUGUAGAUCCGACCUUUUACAGCCAGACUAACAUCACGAAGGCGCCAAAGAUGACCCAGAUUGGCAUAAGCCGCUCUGGUUCUCACUAUACGUGCAUUGAUCUCAUCACUCACACUCCCACCAGCACUUAUGCAGCUACCCAGAUACACGAACUUCUCGACUACUUCUAUCUGCUCACCGUCCAGGGUGAGUACAGGAUUAGGAUCCUGACAGUCUUGUAGAAGUACUUUGCACUUGGAAGGUGCAAAGCACAUACCAUACCUACGGACACUGAUUGUCAACUGAUUAAGUGCGGAUUGCAUGCCUUGGGCAUUAUCGCACAGUAAGACAAUAUCGUCCACAUACUCAAGGUCGAGAAGUCUUUCUCCAGGCAACAGAUCCACACCACCAUUACUUACAUUCAUCAGAGCUGUUUCCAGAAUGUCAUCGAUGGCAAAGUUGAAGAGGAAUGGUGAGAUUGGGCAACCCUGUCUAACCCCACUGCUCGAAUGGAACAAUGGAGAGAGGUGGUUGUAUGCCCUCACUCUGCCUGAGGUGUUUGUAUAUAGGGCCUUCAGGAUGUCAAUAAAGUUCUCAGGCACAUCCUUCUUCAAUAGACAAUCCCAGAGAACAGUCCUAUCCAACGAAUCGAAGCCAGCCCUGAUGUCAAGAAACACUACGAUUGUUGGCCUUUGAUAAGUAUGGCGAUGUUCUAACAUUUGGCGGAGGGCGAAGAUAUGAUCAAUACAUCCUCGACCGGAACGAAACCCAGCCUGCUCCUCGCGAGUCAAUCUUUCUGGGAUUUUGAACAACCUACGAAGUAUGACGGAAGCCAAUAGAUUGGACGCAAUCGGAAGUAGACUUAUCCCUCGAUAGUUGUUACAGGAACGGGGUGAACCCUUUUUAAAGAUAGGGACAACUAUCGACUCAUUCCACGACGUUGGUACACUCUCGAGCUCCCAGACCUUUGUAAACAACGUCGUCAGUUGCCUAGUCAGAAAGUCACCACCAUCUUUAAAAAGAGUCGGAGGUAAGUCAUUUGGGCCAAGUGAUUUGUAGCGCUUCAAGAGUUGGCGUUCCUUGCGGACUUCCGCCUCAUUUGGUGGAUCAGUCGUCACCGGCCAUGGAGGGCAGGACAGUCUGACCGAUGUUGCCGGAGCAGCAGGCCAGUUGAACUGUCCUUCGAAAAAUUCUGCCCAUCGUCCAAGACGUCAAUGGAUGUUAGUGAUUGGCAUCCCAUCAUCCUCGUAGAUUGUUUCGCUCACACUAGACUUCUUGCUGCCAGUGGUUCGGAUGGAUUGGAAGAGCUUCCGGUAAUUACCGGAUGCAGCUGCUGCUUCCAGCUCAUUAGCACGCUCCGACCACCAGGCUUCUCGGUCCUUACGCAAGCUUUGCCCAAUUUCCUUACGUAACAUCCUUCGUUUAUGGUCAAACUCACGGUCACCCGGAGUAGACCGACGGGCUUCAAUGAGUUGUAAGGAACCUGAAGAAACUCAGUGCUUAUAUGCGGGACAUUUCGCGAACCCACAACUGACUGUACCCGCCAUUUUCAUGGCGUCAUGCAAUUGCAACCAAUGCUCAUCUAUACUUUUCGGUGGAAUGGUAGCUAGCCUAGAAGCUAGCUCGAUUGGAUACUUACUUGCAACAGAAGUUGCAACCAGCUUGCUGAUAUCAAUCCGUUGAUGGCGGUCACUUCGUUGGCCACUGAAAAGUAAGGUAAGAUUGGCGCAGACCAAAGCAUGGUCAGAGUCCAGAUAGGUACUCCAAAAGGAGCGGCAGUCUUGUACACAACCACGCCAGCGGUAGCUGAUCGCGAUGUGAUCAAUCUGAGUUCAGGCUUGAGAUGCAGAGGGAGGACGCCAGGUGGCACAUCGGCAAUGACUGUGCCGAAAGUUAGUACCAGCCAGAAACAUGUUGUGGUCUGUGCACAGUUGCGGUAGGCGGUCCCUGUUAUCUAUCCUGUGACCAACAAGUCCCCAUCGGUCACUUAAACGACUCUUUUCUGUGCCUAGACGCCCGACCUGAGCAUUCAAGUCUCCGGUUAGUACUACAAUAUCUGUCGAACGCACUUUCUGGAGAAGAACAGAUAACUGGUGGUAAAACUCAUCCUUGAUUGCAUCCGGGCUGCAAUCUGCCGGGGCAUAGGCGGAGAUGACGAAAAGACAUCGUUUCUCACACCGAUUUCUUCUCACUUUGAUGGAACUCUCUAAUCUAACAGCACAUAACCGACUGUUAAUGAGGAUCCAAUCGAUUAGUGCCGCCUCAGCUCUAGCGGUUAGUGCGACACCAACGCCAGCAAGACCAGACGAAAAUGCCACAGGGUCCCCGGAUAAGCGCACGUAAAACAAGCUUUUCGAAGCGACAGGUGAAGAGCGAAUUUGUAGUACUUCACCAGAGUCUUGAAUACGGGUCUCGGAUAGAUAACAAACGUUGAUAUUAAGACUUUCUAAAGACAUAGCCAUCCCUAUCUGUUGUUCGAGCUGCAUUAGUGUGUGAACGUUGAAGGCAGACAGCUUGAAUGGCGCACGUGGUUUCAGAAAAGCUGUUUUAGUAUUCGUAUUUGGUGGUAGCAUUCAAUUUUCAACCAGGCAGUGACUCGAGAAUGUUUAGAUACAGUCGAGUUUCCACCAUAGGAGAGCUGCUGUAUAAAUCGAAAAAUAAGGAUACAUAAAGUGGGAAUAAAAGUGAGUGAAUAAGUGACGUCGUAAAUAAAGACAAUAAUAAUGUGAAUUGUUUGACUGUUAAUCGAAGCGUGAAUAGAAUUUUCAGUAAAUACGAUCCUUAUCAUUAUAUUUUGUGUGGGCUGUGAUACUGCCCGGGUGCCCAGACCGAAGCAGGUGGUUAUCUUAGGGGGCCACACCCCGAGCCUUUGACCUAAAGGUAUGACCCACAAGGCAGUGGAGCAUCGUGAGGAGAUGCAGUCCUAUAUGGGCUACCAUAUGGUAGCCGGUGACCAACGAUUGGUUCAUACUUCAUUUGUUCCCGCAGGAUACUGGAGCCCAUGUGCAUCAUUGGUUUGGGAUCCGGUUAAAGCACCGGACAUUCGCUUUUCGUCCUCUCAUUUUCAUGAACAACAGUUAUGCCACGUGAAGGCAGUUAGUAGGAAUUCCCAGGCAGAGGCUGUAUACGCGUGGCCAUAUGAAAGCAUUUCGAGAGGGAGGGCGGACCCACCCCACUCUCGUCCAUACCAGGGCAUUUGGGGGCAUACAUCCUUGUUCUUCUCUACCAGUAUAAGUAGUCUAGUUGGUGGAAAGCUGUAACGACUAUUCAUUGAAUAUGUAUCAGUUUAAUGUACAGGUUUACUAAAUUUUUAUUUUAUACCAAUACUGUUAUAAUAUUCCCUUUAAAUACCCCAGGCAAUUUGGUUAUUCGUAUUAAUUCCUUCCAACCUAGUCGUUUCAUAAUUAGUUUCAUUUCAGUCCUCGUUUUUACCAAAUUUUCUUAAUCAGAAAUAGGUAUUUCUGAGUAAUAUUAUUAUUUCCCCAACAGAGUCCUUUCGGAACAACUACCGCAAAUUUUCUCCCAAUUCGUACGGGUGGUCGUACCGCAAGUUCAGGUCCUGGUGGCAAAGUUUUUUUCAUUCGACCAGAUAAAGAAAUCGAUGUCAAAGCUUUAUUACUUCGUGAACCAGCAGGUGUUGUCUACGAUGUUAGUUUAGUUGGUAAGCAGAAUUUAUGCGAUCUGAGACACGUGAAUAGAUUGACUGGUUUUUUGUUAAUGUAGACCAACUAGUAUGUGUAGUCGGUUGGAAUGGUUGCGUUUGAGUUAGUUUUACUUUUAGGCGAUUUUUAUACUUGUUUCUAAAAAUUGCGCAAAUCUGAAAAGUACUUAAGCUAUCUUCAAUCAAUCAAUGUUUUUAGAAAGUCGACAAAGGAGUUUAGACAUCUAUUAAUUUGUCCUUACCAAGCUAGAUCAGUCAACUUAUUACUCAUAUUGCACCUUUUUCAAAGAGUUCAAGGAUUUCAGGUUGACUGGUAUCCAUGCAUAUACCAUUUAGUUUCAGUAAUCAAACUAACCUCAAAAGUGGAUUCGUCACAUUUCCGUCUUCUGGUUCCAUUCAAAACUUUAGUGGUCUUGAACUAUAAGGAUCUAAAACCUUGUUAAAAGGUUAAUGUAGUAGGGAUCCGCCGUACCAGUUAUUUUGUUUUUUAUGUUCUUUCCCUCAAUUUAUAAUUCGUCACAACAAACAACCAGUCAUUGUAUAUCAAGCAAUGUGGUCCUUUCUAUUACAUUGAUGAUCGAAGUUUUUGUAUCAAAUUAUGCUGAUUUUGAUCAGUUUCAGUUGUGUUAGUUUUUGGUGGAGUUUUGUUCUUCGAGCUGGGUGGUUUAAUCGCGAAGCUUUCUUGAUCCUUCUGAAAAACAUCGGUAAUACAAACUCCAGAUAGAACUGAGCUAUUUGAAUUUCCCCAUAGGCAUUUCUCGUGAGUCAGACCGAAGGUCCUGGGUCCGACCCCUCGUGGUGGGGUCUUGGCUACUCACUGCUGAGGAGCCCCAUGCUAGGAAAAAACAGCUAUCCGUUGCUAUCAGGUUUUAAAGAGUUAUCUAGCUUAGACCGAUUUUUAAUCUUAAUGACGCUCAGCAAUCUCCACAAACUUUCACGCAGAUCGAAUUGUUCUUAUCAAUCACUAUAUAAAACAUGUUUAUAUACUGUAGAUCUGAUUUAGUCAUAUGAAGUAAAACAUAUUCUUACAUUGUGAUUCACUAAAUAUAUAGAUAUAUAUUUGUAUUACUUCAUUUCAGCUCAUUGGUUGUCGGUAAAUGGAAAACAGCCUACAUCACCACAGAAUCCGCCACCGGAUUUUUUAGCAAGGAUGGCUUUGUUAAAUAAUUCAUUUGGAUCUCACAAUAAACAAAAUAAACGACCGAUUAGUCACAAAAAAGAUGAUGAUAUAAAUUCAUCAGUUGAAAAACAUCCUAAAAUUGGUAUACAUAGUAGUAACCGAGAUAAAUUAGAUUUAUUAUCAGGAUCUCAUCCAAGAAAAGUUUUAGCAGUGUCUGUCGAACGUCGUUCUCAUGAAAUCAGUCAAGAGGUGAUGAUUUACUUUCGUGAAUUAACUGAGGCAUGUGUUGGUGCUAAUGAAACUCGACGACAUGAGGCUUUGGACAAUGCUACAUUAGAUCCAGGACUUCAGCCAAUAUUACCUCAUCUUAUGACAUUCAUUACAGAGGGUGUAUGUUUUUGCUUGUUAUUUUUAAAAAGUAACUUUAAUAAACAUUUUAUAUACUCAAUUCAUUGAAACAGUCCUUUAGUUUUCAAAACACUAAGGUAUUAACACUAAGUAAUCUACCACUAUCAGCGAAAAUGAUGCGAUAAUGAGGACUGGUUUUCUAUUGACUAAAAGUUGGACUUGAAAGAAUUGUGAUUCUUAUCCAGUGAGUGAAUUAUACGUUCUCUUGAUUCCACUGCAUAUUUUCAUCACCUACCGUUGUUCUAGGUUUCAGCUCCUCUGUUGGUUUGGAUGUAAAGUUAUUUAGCAGAUAUAUCAAGACAUUGUAGAUAGCUAAAUGGGGCGACACGUUCUCGAUUAUUACUGAUAAAUCAUCACCUUGUUUCCCCAUUCUUACCCCAUUAAUUUCCACGGUAAUGUUGUAAGUGUUAGUUUUUGCCUGUCUGUUUUUGUAUAAUUUACUCCAUACCUUCGCUAAUCACAUCUUCUAUGGCUGGUCUUUCCUAUUGUCUCUAAUACUGUUUCUACUUUAAUUACUCUGGGACUUGCCUUGACAAUUUCGUAUCUCUGUGCUAAUGAAGUGUUCCAACUCAAACCAAUGUAUGGAUGUGCCAGGUUCUACGCUGCGUAUGACUGACGAUUGAUGAAGCACAACUAUUGAAUUUAUGGUUUUCUGUUUAUAUGAAGUUAGGGGUCAAUGGGCAAUAAUCAGCUGUUAAACGCUACUUGAUUAGUUUCUUAUAUAUAAAAUAGGUACAACUUGUAGCUUAAUAACUAAAGCUAUACGUUGGGACUUAGUUGCAGUAUCUUGUUACUCACUUAUGUUUUGGCAUUUGGGUUAUGUAGAAUAAUAGUUUGAGACCGAACAACUCCGUAUUUAUUAUAUAAUUUAGCAAUGCAAUCAUCCAAUCUCACUAGUGAUAAGUAUCUUACUUUUGACAUAUUUGUCAACUAAACUCACCAAACGGAGAUUUAUAUGCUUGGCUUGCCACACUCAAAAUGUAAGCGCUGUACAUCUAUCCGGAUCGAAAAAGAUACAAUGGUGUUUAAACCCACAAGUUGGUGGUUAAAAGUCGAAUUUCAACCAAUGAGUCAUCGCUCCAUCUGUUCUAUAAGAUGUAUGUUUCAUUGUUAAUUUAUAGUUAAUAGUUGAAUGGUUUCCUUUUUAAAACUUAUUUUUUAACUAGUUAACAGUCAACCCAAUUCUCUCUUAUUGCUAUAAACCGACCUAAGUUAAAAAACCAUUAAAAACCUGGGGGCUCCAAAUGAGUGGUUUAUCCUAGUGUGGGACUCCUCAGCAGCGCCAAUCCAUGACCCAACAACCAGGAGUCAAUCUCAAGACCGAUCUCACGCUCAAACGCCUAACUUCUAGACUACUGAGCUGGUAUUUAAUAGUGUACAUGUCUAACUUCAAUCAAUAUCUUUGUUCAAUUUUAUUUUUUGUCUUGGGAAUAUACAUUUACAUUUGUUCAUCUGUCUAUCUAUUUAUUUUUAUUCUACAGGUAAGAAUCAAUGUAACUAAUCAUAAUCUUGCUAUAUUAAUUUAUUUAAUGCGAUUAGUUAAAGCAUUAAUUGAUAAUCCGCAUAUUUCACUGGAACCAUAUUUACAUUUACUUGUGCCUACAGUGAUCACAUGUGUACUUAAUCGUCAAUUAUGCGCUAAGCCAAUUACAGAUAAUCAUUGGGCAUUAAGAGAUUUUGCUGCUAAACAAUUAGUAACUUUAUGUAAUAGGCAUAAUACAUCUAGUAAUGAAUUAUAUGGUCGUGUUACCCGUGAACUUUCGCGUGCUUUAUGCAAUUGGAUUGAUGGCGGUAGUGCCUCUAAUAGUUCUACAGAAACUUGUAUGAAAUUAUCAAAUCCUAAUGUACCAAUAAUUGUUAAAAGUGAGCUAUCAAAAUAUACGGAUGAUGAAAAGUCGGAUGAAACGAAACUAUGUAAAUAUGAAAAUGAUCAUUUAACCAAUUCACUUACAAAUACAACAUUGACUACAAUUACCACUACUACUAGUCAUAAUAAUAGUAGUAGUAUUAAUAGUACAACUGUUUAGGCAGUGCUAUACAUUCAAUGAAUACAUUAUAUGGUAUAAUUGUUGCAUUAGCUGAAUUCGGUGCACAAUGUUUACGAAUGAUGGUAUUUCCAUUAUUGUCUUCUUUAUGUCACCGUUUAACUAAAUUAACAGAAUCAAAUCUUACGUUAAAUGAAUUAAAUGAAUUGAAUACUUCAGGAAGUAAUGAUUUAAAGCCUACACAACAACAUCCAGUGCUUUCGUUAAGUUUAGGCGUAAAACUUUUACCAGUUGAUCAACGUUCAUUUGAUUUUCUUAAAGUUAUGAUGACGAAUCGUAUUGCUCCCUUACUUCAUGAUUGGCGUAUACGUCAAGGAUUUGGUGUUACAUUGGAAGAUUAUCGCGCCUCCUAUGAAUGUAUGGCUGAAUGCCUCUUUGUUAUGAAUCAAAGCAAUACUAAUACUAUUACCAAUACUAAUACUACUACUAAUAUUAAUAGUAAUAGUUUAAAUACUAAUAUAAUAUCAACUACCAGUACUACUACUAAUACUACUGCCACCACUACUAAUACUAAUACUAAUACUUCAUCUACUCAACUUGUUGUCAGCAAUCCAGUUCACAAUCCAACAACUAGUAAUGGGACUGUCAUGAUCAGUAGUAUUAGUAGUAGUGCUCCAGUGAAUAAUCCUA